Messenger RNA from Amoebophrya sp. A120, 342 nucleotides. The record is from the annotation of a GenBank genome assembly. Lineage: Eukaryota; Dinophyceae; Syndiniales; Amoebophryaceae.
CUGUGUUCCACGAAGAUCCCGAGGCCGCCGCUGUGCCAUAUUCAUCUGGGACGAGCUGCACGGGUGACGCACCACAAAUACAGCGACAACAAGUUUUUAUUUCGGAGCCAAGCAACGCCGCCGUCGCAGCUCCAUUUCCCCUGCCAGGAGGGCCUGGUCCCCGGGACGAGAACAAUUUUGCUCAAGCGGACCAACAGAAUUUGGUAGUAAAGGGUCCACCUCGGGGACGGGGCGACGAUCGAGGACGGCGUGGGAAGGGCGCGAACAAGGACCCCUGGCAGAACGUGAAGAUACAGAUCGUCCCACGAACCAGCACGAGCGACCCCGUUGACAAAGAUAAUG